UCCAGCCCCUCCCUGAGUCCCCACCCCCAAUCCAGGGGCGCCUAAGGAGAGGGUGUUCUUGAAGGGGUUCUGGCCCUGGCAGGCCGGGCACCCGGGUGGACUGUCCCUGCCUCCUCCCGGCCUCCGGUUGUGCUUCCCACCUGACACCAUGGGCACGGUCCUGUCCCUGUCCCCCAGCUACCGGAAGGCUACGCUCUUUGAGGAUGGCUCGGCCACCGUGGGCCAUUACACCGCUGUGCAAAACAGCAAAAACGCCAAGGACAAGAGCUUGAAAAGACACUCCAUCAUCUCCGUCCUGCCCUGGAAGAGGAUCGUGGCCGUAUCAGCCAAGAAGAAAAACUCCAAGAAGGUCCAGCCCAACAGCAGUUACCAGAACAACAUCACCCACCUGAACAAUGAGAACCUGAAGAAGUCGCUCUCCUGUGCCAACCUGUCCACGUUUGCGCAGCCCCAGCCCACCCAGCCUCCGGCCCCCAGUGCCAACCAGCUGUCUGGUUCCCAGACCGCUGUGUCCUCUGUCAAGAAGGCCCCCCACCCCAACUCCACGGCUCCCGGGACACCCAAGCGGGUCAUCGUCCAGGCCUCCACCAGCGAACUCCUGCGGUGCUUGGGGGAGUUCCUGUGCCGGAGAUGCUAUCGCCUGAAGCACCUGUCCCCCACGGACCCCGUGCUCUGGUUGCGAAGCGUUGACCGUUCGCUGCUCCUUCAAGGCUGGCAGGACCAGGGCUUCAUCACGCCGGCCAACGUGGUCUUCCUGUACAUGCUCUGCAGGGACGUCAUUUCCUCCGAGGUGGCCACAGACCACGAGCUUCAGGCCGUCCUGCUGACCUGUCUGUACCUCUCCUACUCCUACAUGGGCAAUGAGAUCUCCUACCCGCUCAAGCCCUUCCUGGUGGAGAGCUGUAAGGAGGCAUUUUGGGACCGCUGCCUCUCCAUUAUCAAUCUCAUGAGCCCCAAGAUGCUCCAGAUUAAUGCUGACCCCCACUACUUCACUCAGGUGUUUGCCGACCUGAAGAACGAGUGCAGUCAGGAGGACAAGAAUCGGCUCCUUAUUGGGCUCGACCGGUGAAUUCCACUCAUGCGUUUGCUGCUUACGGGAACAGUACAUUUUUUAAUUUAUUAUUAAACACAAAGUUUUGUGAACAUAUGUGUCUAGCAGAGCCACCGAAGGGCCUCCCUGUUCUUGGCCUCCCCUGCCCCUGGUUUAGUCCAGCCCUGGUCCUUAACAUCUGACUGCUCUGGGGAGCCAGUUUUCGUUCUUGGAACCUUUGGCAAAGUGUAGGUGGUGAUUUCCAAGUUGUUUUCUGGCCACUGAAUCCUUGCUCUCCAUAACUUUGAAGGACUGGCUACUCUGGCCCCUCAUUACACCCCCUUCGUCCCCCCCCCCCUUUGCUUGGUCCUGGGAAUGGGGUGAGGUGAGGAGGUGUUGAACUUUGAGAUGGAGAAGCUUUGGCUUAUCCCACAGAGACCCCUCGUCCUAGAAAAUGGAUCUUCCUCUUCCUGGCUGAAGUCCCCUUACUCAGCUCUAGCCCUCUCCCCUCCCCCAAUCCCAGAGAGGGGAAGGAAUUCAUUUCCCCAAGUGGCAGCUGUGUCAUGAAUGAGUGGGGGCUCCUCCCAAGGAUCCCAGCCUGGGCCUAGCUAACACACUGAGCUGGAACCUCUCGGUCCCUGGCUGCCCACAUCACUCUGAUUAGCAGGAAAUGGCUGAUGGAAGAAAAUCAAUCUUGAAAAUUUUUUAACCCUGUGUUAUUAUUCUGGGGUCUUUUAGGGGAAACUUCUCAGAAUGGGAAAAGGGAAGGCCUGUCAUUUAGAAUUCCCCUCUCCCUGGCCUGCUUCUUAUUUAUCCCAGAUCCUAGGUGUUCAUUCCUGGCUAGUGAAACUGGCCAGGUUCAUUGGACUGUCUGGAUUAUGGUAGUGGCUUUGUCAGUCCCAGUGAAAGGAGGUGGGACUGUGCUUAGGGAUACCUGCUUUUUUUUUUUUUGGUGACUCAUUUAUCUGAAUGAUGCCACUUAGUCACCUGGUGUGUGCCACCUGUGGAUGGGGUGCACUGCCAUAGCUACCUGCCAGCAGCCUGGCUCUCUGGUGGGAAGGCUCACUGGACCCUUGAGUUGGUGCUUAGCUCAGGACUGGAGCCACUGGCCGGUCCACAGGGCACAGGGCCUACAGAGCUCAAGCAUCUGGUUCAGUUGAUCUGGGCCGGCCCCGGUGUCAAGGUGCGCCCCCCGCCCCUGCCAAUGGCAAGUUGUUUCCAAACAGCUUGUGCAGAGCCCCCACAGGCCCCAGGGUGGGAGUUGGAGCUCACAGACAAUUCUGAAAUCUGGACUCAACGCCCCAAUUGCUCCUGGAGCCAGUUCUGUUGACAUUGUGUCAUCUAAAACCACUGGCCCUCACCUUUUCCAGUGGCUUCCACGGACACCACGUUGGUGACAUUUUGGAUGCUCGGCUCUUUCGGCUACCUUUAGUGGCUCAGGACUUUAGGGACGACAGAGGAGGGAGCAGGUCUGUUUCAGUAACCCUUCGCCCUGGUCGUGGGGAACAAAGAUGGCUAAGGCUACAAAAGAUUCUUCUCUUUGGCCUGACAACCCAGGGGAAGGUUCGCCCUCUUGGUGCUGGUAUUUUUACACAAUGGGAGAUAAAGGGUCAUUUUGCUUAGGGUUAGGUAGAACACUAAUUGGAUGACUGCUGGAGUCAUCAGCGAGCACUCCUGGAAUGAAAAGUCAAACUGUAUUUUUUUUUUAACAAAAAAAAAAAAAAGAAAAAGAAAAAAAGGAAGAGAAAGCUGUGAAAUUGAGGCCUUUGGAGCAGGCAGCCAACUCUAGUGAACCUGUGGUGCCCAGAGGGAUGUGGGUGAAGGUGCCCGCACUGCACAGGUAAGGAAGGGGAGCGUCUGCCCAGCCUCACUAGUGAGGCCUAAACUGAGCCAUUAAUGUGGACUGUAAGAUAGUCUUUGGACAUGGAACUGGAAAAGGGAGCCCCUGCAAAGUGACCAGCGUGAUGUCUGGCUGGACAGCUGGAGUCUCCCUUGAUUGACUUUUCUUGUGGCUUGUUCCCUUUCUGCUCCCACGUCAUAUGAUGGGCUGUGCCCCUGGUCUUGGUGGGACCUGGUUCCCCCCCCCUCCAAUGUGGCACAAAAGAAGGAGGGAGCUUUUGGUGCCAAGUAACUGAAGGAAGAACAAGGGUGACCUGUUCUUGAUCCCAAAUCAGACCAGCUGAGCCUGGACUGAAACUCUCUGGUUGAGCUCCUUUGAUUGGAUUCCAGUCUGGGGUCUGUUUCCUUCUCUUUCCCUCUAUUUAUUUAUUUUUUUCCCUAGGGGAGGAGGAGAUGGAAGUACCAGUUUCAAGAGAUAGUUGGGGCCUAAAAGAAAAGAAAUCAACCCUGUAGUUAAAUCAUUGUAAAGUAUAUUGUUCCCUGCCCCUCUCCUUCCCUGCACCAAUCACCAGUGUUGUGUAAAGGACCAACUGAUAUACUUGAGUGUGCAAGCAAUGAACACAACUGACAUGCUGCUAUGAAGAAUACUUUUAGAACAAAAAGAAAAAAAAAGAAAAAAAUGAAACUAACCAACAAAAAAAAAAGAACACACCACCACCAACAAAACAACCCCUUUCUUCUUUGUUGCUUUUACAGUGAUCUUGUGCAUGCAAACAGGCGCAUUUUGUGUCUUCAGAAAAUAAUCUUAGAACAGAUGGUUGUGAACAUUUACACCCAUGCACAAACCAAGUCAGAGGAAUCUUUCUCAGUAUCUGGUUUCUCUCCUUCCCCCCCACCCCACCUUCUUCCCAUAAGCCCUGGGGGGAAUCAAUGGAUUUCUUACCAUGCAGUUUUUAGGGUUUAGUUUGGUUCCAGCAAUUGUUAAACUUGCAAUGAAAAAAGUGUGCCAUUUCCCCCCUUCUUCCCUUUCCCCCCCACUUGAAAUGAUCCACAGCUGUAUAUUUGAACUGCUAAUGACCCAUGUGCGUGCGGUGUAUGUUGGGUUUUUUUUUUUAGUGCAAUUUCUUCUGUAGAUCUCCUUUGACCAAAUUGUGGAUGUUGUUAAUAUUAAUUUAUAUUUGUCUCAUUUUGUAUGUAUGUGUAGUGUGUUUGUAAGUAUGUGUGGUUUAUAAUCUGACAAAGUCAUGAAGCUCAGUCUGGCUGUAAUUUAAUUCCCUCCCCUUAUUUUUAUUUAUUUUUGUACCGUGCUGAUUAAAUAAAAUGCACUGACCAUCCA
This is a messenger RNA of Dromiciops gliroides (monito del monte), 4205 nucleotides long. It is a transcript of the gene CDK5R1, whose product is annotated as cyclin dependent kinase 5 regulatory subunit 1. Bases 149 to 1069 code for a protein of 306 amino acids. Gene Ontology annotation, molecular function: protein kinase binding; cyclin-dependent protein serine/threonine kinase activator activity. The transcript has a single exon. Gene Ontology annotation, cellular component: cytoplasm; protein kinase 5 complex. The record is from RefSeq and is a predicted model, not a curated record. Gene Ontology annotation, biological process: brain development; positive regulation of cyclin-dependent protein serine/threonine kinase activity; activation of protein kinase activity. NCBI's taxonomy places the organism in Eukaryota, Metazoa, Chordata, Mammalia, Microbiotheria, Microbiotheriidae.